Molecule: messenger RNA, 2829 nt
Organism: Closterium sp. NIES-67
Lineage: Eukaryota; Viridiplantae; Streptophyta; Zygnematophyceae; Desmidiales; Closteriaceae
Source: the annotation of a GenBank genome assembly
UUGGGAUUUGGCCAUGGGAUGGGAUGGGACUAAGCUUUUCUCCUCAUCACCUGAUCAGCACCUCCCUACUCCCCUUGCAUUCCGCGUACUAGUGGCUCGUCUCGCUAUUUCCCAUCAUUAGCAUCCUUGCUACUUUUCCGCUUGACCCUUUUGCCUAGUUUUCGUCCCUUAGGGUUUCGAGUCGGGUUUUGAUCCACGGGCCGUAGGCGCCGGGCCGUCAUCAGCGAGCCGUCAUGCCUCCCGCUGUGGUCGAUAAGGAGGCGAAGGAGGCUCUGGCGAAGGAUGCGCUGGCGAAGUUCGUGAAGAUUGGGCUGGACGAAAAGACCGCUCAGAAUGCUGUCGCGAAUGCGAAGGUUACCGCGAACCUCGUCGAAGUGAUCAAAGAGGCCCAGCUGGAAGACGGUUGCGACAAGGCGAUUGGUAACCUGGUGUACACGGUGGCCACCAAGUUCCCGGCCAACGCUCGCGUCCAUCGCCCCACCCUGCUGUCUUAUGUCACCUCCCAGAGGAUCAAAACGGUCCCGCAGCUGGAAGCAGCCCAUGCAUACCUGGCGACUGUGGGGCAGGAGCCGCUCAACACUGCUGAGCUGGAGGCGAAGAGUGGCGUCGGAGUGGAGGUGACGCUGGAGGAUAUCAAGUCAGCGGUCACCGAGGCUGUUUCAGCAGUCAAAGAAAAGCUGGUGGAGGAAAGAUACCGCUUCAAUUUGGGUCUCAUUCUGGCCAAGGUUCGCUCGCUGCAGCCAUGGGCGGACGGCAAGCUCGCCAAGGAGGAGGUGGACGCACAGGUCUUGUCUCUGCUGGGGCCCAAGACAGAGGCGGAUGACGCCAAACCGUUAAAGAAAAAGAAGGAGAAGAAGCCCAAGGGGGAGGACUCUGCUGCUCCUGCUGCUGCUGCAGGGGCAGGGGAUAAAGCAGCGGGUGGUGCCGGGGCAGGGGGACUGGAAGGGAUGGUGGAGGAAUCGGACCCGUAUGCCAUCUUCCCCAACCCGCAGGAUAACAAUAUUGUUCACACGGAGGUGUUCUUCAGCGACGGAACGACGUGGCGCCCCAAGAACAGCCGGGAGGCGCUGGAGAAGCACCUGGCAGUCACGGGGGGCAAGGUCUGGUCGCGCUUCCCCCCGGAACCCAACGGCUACCUGCACAUUGGACAUGCCAAGGCGAUGUAUGUUGACUUCGGACUGGCGAAGGACAGAGACGGCAACUGCUAUUUGCGCUAUGACGACACCAAUCCCGAGGCAGAGAAGCAGGAGUACAUCGACCACAUCGAGGAGAUUGUAGCAUGGCUGGGUUGGAAGCCGUUCAAGAUCACCUACAGCAGCGACUACUUUCAGGAGCUCUAUGACCUGGCAGUGCUCUUAAUCAAGAGGGGAUAUGCCUACGUGGACCACCAGACGGCGGAGGAGAUCAAGGAGCACCGCGAGAAGCACCUGGAGAGCCCGUGGAGGAACCGGCCGAUGGAGGAGUCCCUGCAGCUGUUUGAGGACAUGCGCAGGGGGCUCGUGGACGAAGGGGCUGCCACGCUUAGGAUGAAGCAGGACAUGCGGAACGAGAACCCCAACAUGUGGGAUCUCAUUGCUUACCGCAUCAAGUUCACCCCGCACCCCCAUGUGGGCGACAAGUGGUGCAUCUACCCCAGCUACGACUACACUCACUGCAUCAUCGACUCCCUCGAGAACAUCACGCACUCUCUUUGCACGCUGGAGUUUGAGACUCGGAGGGCGUCCUACUACUGGCUGCUGGAGGCACUGGGUCUGUACCAUCCGUAUGUGUGGGAGUAUGCGCGGCUCAACAUCACCCAUACCAUGCUGUCCAAGAGAAAGCUCAACCGGCUGGUGAUGGAUCACCAUGUGAACGGGUGGGACGACCCUCGCCUCAUGACCCUGUCAGGGCUGAGGCGGAGGGGCGCUGACCCUGCUGCCAUCAACGCCUUCUGCAGAGCCGUGGGCAUCACGAGGAACGAGAACGUGAUUCGAGUGGAGCUAUUAGAGCACUUCAUGCGGGACCAUCUGAACCGCACUGCACCGCGCUCGCUGGUGGUGCUGAAGCCGCUCAAGGUGGUGAUCACCAAUGUGGGCGAGGAGGAGGUUGAGAUGGUGGAGGGCAAGCGAUGGCCCGAUGCUAAGGAGGGCGACCUAGAGGCCACUUACAAGCUGCCCUUCUCGCGAGUGGUGUACAUCGAGCAGUCGGACUUCCGAGAGAAGGACAGCAAGGACUACUACGGACUCGCCCCCAACAAAUCGGUCAUGCUCAGGUACGCCUAUCCUAUAAAGUGCACUGAGGUGAUCUAUGAGGAGGAUGGCACGACGGUCAAGGAGCUUCGGGCCGAGUGUGACCGAGCCAAGAGCACCAAGCCUAAGGGUGUGAUCCACUGGGUGGCGGAGCCCAAGCCCGGCCAGGCCCCCCUUACAGUCACAAUCCGCCUGAUCAACAAGCUCUUCCUCUCUGAGAACCCCAACGAGCUGGAUGACUGGCUGGGGGACCUCAACCCCGAGUCUAUGGAAGUGAUCGAAGGAGCGCUGGCAGAGCCGACCCUUGCAGGGAAGCCCGCUGGCAGCACGUUCCAGUUUGAGAGGCUGGGAUAUUUCUGUGUUGACACCGAUUCGACGGACAAUCACCUGGUCUUUAAUCGCACGGUUACACUCAAGGAGUCGUAUCCAAAGUUUGGGGCCAAAUAAGCUAGUUGCAUCAAGAUGGUAGUUUGGAAAUUGACAGCGCGCUAGCUUAUGAUGUUAUAUUGAGCAUCCCAGUAAAUGAAGCUCUGGAGACCUUGGAUCCACUAAGAGUGCGAUUGUUGAACCUGUGCAUUGCAAACAAACAAGUGGAAGGGGA